Messenger RNA from Haliotis rubra (blacklip abalone), 1879 nucleotides. RefSeq names its product sodium-coupled monocarboxylate transporter 1-like. The coding region runs from base 14 to 1879 and encodes 621 amino acids. NCBI's taxonomy places the organism in Eukaryota, Metazoa, Mollusca, Gastropoda, Lepetellida, Haliotidae. The record is from RefSeq and is a predicted model, not a curated record. Gene Ontology annotation, biological process: sodium ion transport; transmembrane transport. Gene Ontology annotation, cellular component: membrane. The transcript has 16 exons. Gene Ontology annotation, molecular function: symporter activity.
GUGGUAAGAAUCCAUGGCGAAGUUGUCUUUUGGGCCUGUUGACUAUGCCGUCAUCUGUGGACUGUUGUCCCUGUCUGUGGGGAUAGGGCUGUAUUACGCCAUCAGGGGGAGAAAGAGGAACACCAGGGAGGAGUAUCUGAUGGGGGGACGGCGUCUCAAAGUCAUCCCGGUGACGUUGUCUUUGUACGUGACCUACAUAUCAUCGACGGCCUUCAUCGGGAUGCCAGCAGAGACCUUCACUACUGGGUUUACAUUUGCUCUGUUCGCCCUCGGCAAUGUUCUGGCGAUGUCCAUCUCUAUCUUCACAGUGGUUCCAAUGAUGCAUGCUCUACGGGUGACCAGUGUCUAUGAGUAUUUCCAUCUACGGUUCCGGUCGGUGGCGUUAAGACGUUGCAUCAGUGUGGUUGGAAUGUUGCAGAACAUCUUUUACACCGCUGUGGUUUUGUUGUCACCCGCCAUGGCGAUAGAAACAGUUGCUGGUCUACCAUUGUGGGUGUCGGUCCUGCUGGUUGGAGCUAUUGCAACACUCUACACGGCCAUUGGAGGACUACGAGGGGUGGUUGUAGUGGAUGUGUUUCAGGCCCUUGUCAUGGUGGCUGGAGUCUGUGCAACUGUCCUUAAGGGAGUGUAUGAAAUCGGUGGGUUCGGACUUACUUGGGACCUGGCAAGGCAGGGUGGACGUCUCCCGCCUGUAGAUUUCAGUCUAGAUCCGCGUGUACGUCACUCCUUCUGGGCGCUGGUGGUAGGAGGAGGCAGUAUGUACGUGGCGUACGUCUUCGACCAGUCAGCCAUACAGAGGAUAUGUGCACUUCCCACUGUCAGACAGGCCAAGCUCACCUUCGCCAUCACCACAGUCGUCACAGGCAUAUCCUUUGUGACCCUGAGUUUCCUCGGACUCGUGGCCUACAGCUACUACACAGUUCAAGGAUGCGACCCGUUCAAGGCAGGGUACCUCCAGAACAGAAACCAGCUCGUCCCCUACUUUGUGAUGGAAAUAUUCAAUGGUUUCCCAGGCAUGUCGGGACUUUUCCUAGCAACAAUAUUCAGUGCUGCGCUCAGUUCGGUGUCUUCCGUCAUCAACGGCCUUGCCGCCAACACCAUCGAGGAUCUGCUACGGCCUGUGUUUGACCGGUACAAUACAAGCGAGAAAGGGAAAAUAUUGACUGCCAAGAUUUCAGUGUUCAUCUACGGAGGGCUUUGUGUGGGCUUGUCUUUCGUUGCGAGGACAUUGCCAGGAACCAUUGUCACGGCCGCAAUCGGAUUCGUUGGAGCUUGUGCGGGACCUGUUUUCGGGAUUUUUCUGUUGGGAGCUUUAACUCCCUGGGGAAACAUAUCGGGGGCGGUGUCCGGCUUGGUUGUAUCACUGGUCCUGAAUGUGUGGAUCACUCUCGGCGGCAUCAUGUACGGACGUAGGCCUGUGCCACUACCACCAGCGCCUGGCAACUCCUGUGUGGUCCCGGAUGUAGCCAACAUGACAGGGUUGCCCGUCCUUGACCCAUUAAACAACAUGGCGGGUCUGUACAUCCCGUCCAAUAACAGUACAGGACAUGCAGAUAUCAGCCCAACUAGUGCCCCCAUCCCGGAUGUCAGCUCUGGAGGAAACCCCCUCUACGACAUCUCAUACAUGAACUAUGCAGUGACAGGAUGGGUGAUCGCCUUACUUGUUGGGUUGGUUGUCAGUCUAGCAACAAAACGCUGGCAUGAACCAGUGAGAGAUGAGAAGCUGCUUAUACCCUUUGUGAGGCGGUUCUGGAGACUGAACCAGGGUGAUGUAAAACAGACGGUGGAACUGAAGCAUCUUGAUGAGGGUUCUGUGGAAGAGCCACAUACCAAAAACCUGUUGAAAGAUUUUGGAAUUAUAACUACGGAUAUGCUGUGA